UUUGUGAUAUGUUAUAAUAAUUUAGGUUAAACUGAGAAGAAAGAGAAAUUUAUCACGAAAUAUUUCUGGAAUGAGCAUACCGAAGAAAUGACAAAUAUAUCAUAUAUACACGGAUAUAUAUCGGAUAUACACAUUUAGCUGUGCUUAAACAUGCCAUGCUGGUACUAUGAAAAGAAGGAACUACGAAACACACCAUCCAUUCAGGAUGGCAUCGAUUAUGAGACGGAAUGUAGAUACAGGAAAGAAGGUGCACGUUUUAUAAUCGACACUGGUACAAAAAUGGAUCUAGGUUAUAAUACAAUGGCAACAGGCGUCGUUUACUUUCAUCGAUUUUAUAUGUUUCACUCAUUUAAGAAUUUCCCGCGAUAUGUAACAGCUUGCUGCUGUUUACUCUUGGCUGGUAAAGUCGAAGAAACUCCAAAGAAAUGUAAAGAUAUCAUAAAAACUGCUAAGACUUUAGUGUCUGAACAGAAAUUUAUGACAUUUGGGGAAGAUCCUAAAGAAGAAGUCUUAACGUUGGAGAAGAUUUUAUUGCAAACCAUUAAAUUUGAUCUGCAAGUGGAACACCCAUAUAGCUAUUUAUUGAAAUAUGCAAAAUGUCUUAAAGGUGAUAAAAAUAAGUUGCAGAAAAUGGUACAGAUGGCUUGGACAUUUGUCAAUGACAGUUUAUGUACUACUCUCUCAUUGCAAUGGGAGCCAGAAAUCAUAGCUGUUGCUCUAAUGUACUUAGCUGGAAAAUUAAGCAAGUUUGAAGUGUUAGACUGGGUCGGAAGACAACCGAAACAUUUACGUUGGUGGGAUAUGUUUGUUGAAGAUGUAACGAUGGAUCUGUUGGAAGAUAUUUGUCAUCAAGUAUUAGAUUUAUACUCACAAGCUAAUAAUACGAAACCACCUGAUUCACCACCCAUGAUACCAUCUAGUGAAGUGUGCAGAGAACGACCCAUUCCUACUGCUAAUGUAGAAUCAGCGUCUAACACACCGAAUGUGACUCCUGGAAAAUCCUCCAAGAUUGAAACACCUGUAGUUUCUGCAAAUGGCUGUCCACCUGCAGACGUCGCAGAUACAAUAAAACCAAUGGACGUCCCAACGACGCAUUUCCCCACCUAUCCGGCAAAUUUCGCGGCCUCUAACAAUUCAAGUUAUCCGCCAGCGUUCCCGCCUGCGAAUGUUUCAGUUCCUCCUCCUCCUGUCAACACGAUGAAUCAUAUAGUGCCAACGAUGCAUCACAUUGGAUCAUCAGCUGCUAUUCGUCCGACACCACCAGCGGCAUCGACUACGAACCAACCACCAUUUCAACCGUAUUCCUACCCAACAAACGCGUCGUACUUUUCAGCGAAUAAUCCAAUUCCACCUGCCGCACCACCACGCAAUUAUUACCCACCGCAACCAUAA
This is a messenger RNA of Dinoponera quadriceps, 1392 nucleotides long. It is a transcript of the gene CycK, whose product is annotated as cyclin-K. The transcript is spliced from 8 exons. Gene Ontology annotation, molecular function: cyclin-dependent protein serine/threonine kinase activator activity. NCBI's taxonomy places the organism in Eukaryota, Metazoa, Arthropoda, Insecta, Hymenoptera, Formicidae. The record is from RefSeq and is a predicted model, not a curated record. The coding region runs from base 151 to 1392 and encodes 413 amino acids. Gene Ontology annotation, cellular component: nucleus; cyclin/CDK positive transcription elongation factor complex. Gene Ontology annotation, biological process: regulation of transcription by RNA polymerase II; positive regulation of DNA-templated transcription, elongation.